AUGAGUAGGAGUCGACGGGGAGCUGGCCCUUUCAGGGCCAAUGGCGCACCUAUUCCAGACUCAUUAUCCUUGAUCCGAUCAUUCAAUAUUGAAACCAAUCCCACUCGACCAGUACGACCUUCUCCCCUCACAGCUUCGACAAUCCCGGAUAUGCCACUCGACCUUCUCGAUCGAAUACGCUCCUUUCCUCUUUUCCUUUCGGCUCCUGAUUCAUUCCUUGCGGCAAUCGGAAAACAUCUUCGUCCGCAGGUUCAUUCACCUCAUGAUCAUAUAUUGACCGAAGGAGAUGAUGCAAAAGCAAUGUACUGGUUGGUACGUGGGGCUGUUGCGGUCACAUCCCGAGAUGGAGAAGCUACAUACGCAGAGUUAAGGCCUGGUGCUUUCUUUGGUGAAAUUGGAAUUUUAAUGGAUGUACCUCGGACUGCGACAAUUAUAGCAAGAACGAAGUGUUUAUUGGUGGUGUUGAAGAAAGAAGAUUUGAGAGCUGAGCUCCCAAACUUUCCAGAGAUGAAACAAGCGAUUAUGGAAGAGGCACAAGAGAGAUUGACUAUUCUUAAUAAAAAGAGAAGGGAAGGUGGGUUUGGCCCAAAACUGGUUUCAACUGAGCUUGUUUCCAGAGGUGGAAAGCUUGCACGAGAAGCUGCGCCAGGUGAAGUUUCUACUGGCGAGGUAGGGGUCAUCGAGAAUGGAACGGUCAUCAAUAAGAAAAAGCGAAAAUCUCCAAGUCCAGGCAUAAUCGAUGAUCCUUCGGUUGGCAGUGCGCUGGGUAGUGGAUUGGUUAAUGUCAGGAAAACACUCAAGGAGUUACCUUUAUUCUCAACUUUACCGCCAGAAAUACUUCACUUUCUUGGUUUGAGUGCCACGCCAAAGGCAUACCCACCAUUUACGGAUAUCAUCGUACAAGGUUCGACUGGCAAUGAGAUUUAUUUCAUUGUGAGAGGUGAAGCAGAAGUCAUACACGAAAGUUCCAAUGGACAUAAUGGACAAGUACCUCAAGGAUCAAAUGGAUCAUACAUAAGACCAAGAUUAAAAGCUGGGCAAUAUUUUGGCGAAGUUGUCAGUCUGUCUUUAGCACCGCGGAGGACAGCGACUGUACGCUCCAUCACCUCUGUAGAAUGUCUGAUGAUUAGUGGGGAAGUGCUUGAAGAAUUAUGGAGAAGAUGUUCACCAGAUAUACGGAAACAAGUAGAGGUAACAGCAAAAACUCGAAUUGGAAGACCUGAAGACGAAGAUGUCAUUAUGAGUGACGCCAAUUCCCCAGCUAUCAACGAUCUUACCAUUAAUAACGGCCGUCCUAAACAUCAGAGAAGGAAAACAUUACCGCAAGUCACAUUCACUCCUUCGAAACCUGCAAGUCCUCAUAAGCCUAGUCGUGUUGAGGAUAAUGGGGCAGUGAUGGAACCUUUAGAUCCAGAUCCUUUCCUUAGUGUGGAUAUGGAUAAUAUGAGGGCGAGAUCACGAAGAGGUUCAUGGGCACCUCCUCCUCCUGAAACUCCACCGCCGGAUGAUAGAUCCUCUGGUCCGAGAACUAGAUCUAGAUCUCAAACGCCAACACCUGUUAAACUAUCACAUACAAUCACUCCCCCAGAAUCAGCUUUCCGACCAAAAAGGCCUAAAAUUUUCGAAAGGCGCCCAAGUCAAUUUAGCCAGGUCUGGGACAUUACUGCCAAUGCUGUUUUAGAAAUGGCCAACAGCGCCAAAGAACUCGAAGAAAUAGACCUCUCCAACUGUCGCAAGGUAUCGGAUAAUCUUCUAGCCCGCAUCGUCGGUUGGGUCGUAACCGAACCCAUCGCUCCUCAAGCUUCCCUUCGUCAAAAAGCAGGAACGUUCAUCCCACCAGUCGGAACUGUCGUCGGAUGUUCAAAUCUAAAACGUCUCACCCUGUCGUAUUGUAAACAUGUUACCGAUCGAUCAAUGGCGCAUCUUGCAGUUCAUGCGCAUCAAAGAUUACAGAGUAUCGAUCUCACAAGAUGUACGACGAUUACCGAUAAUGGAUUUCAGCAUUGGAGUAUUUACAAAUUUGCUAGAUUGGAGAAGUUGAUUUUGGCGGAUUGCACAUAUUUGACUGAUAAUGCUAUUGUUUACUUAACGAAUGCGGCGAAGGGGUUGAAAGAAUUAGAUUUGUCAUUCUGUUGCGCCCUUUCCGAUACAGCAACCGAAGUCCUAAGUCUCGGCUGCCCUCUUCUUCAAUCACUCAAACUCUCAUUUUGUGGCUCCGCCGUCUCAGACUCCUCACUUCGAUCCAUAGGUCUCCAUCUUCUUGAAUUAAAAGAACUUUCAGUUCGAGGUUGUGUAAGAGUUACAGGAGUAGGUGUAGAAGCCGUAGUGGAAGGUUGUAGCAAACUUGAAAUUUUCGACGUCAGUCAGUGUAAAAAUUUAAAGAAUUGGUUAGAUAGUGGUGGAAUAGAAAGGUGGGCGUCGAGAUGGAGUUCUUUACGGACAACUACGACGGGUAGAAGGAGUAUGAGGGGUGCUGCUGCUGCUGCUGCUACUGUGGUUAAAAGUCCAGUACCGAGGAUGGGAAAGGGAAAUUUGGUUUUUUGGGUCGAGAAGAGGAGUGGUCCUGGGGUGGGCUUACGAUGA
This is a messenger RNA of Sclerotinia sclerotiorum 1980 UF-70, 2583 nucleotides long. RefSeq lists its product as hypothetical. NCBI's taxonomy places the organism in Eukaryota, Fungi, Ascomycota, Leotiomycetes, Helotiales, Sclerotiniaceae. The transcript has 3 exons. The coding region runs from base 1 to 2583 and encodes 860 amino acids. The record is from RefSeq and is a predicted model, not a curated record. Gene Ontology annotation, molecular function: protein-containing complex binding.